This is a messenger RNA of Tachysurus fulvidraco (yellow catfish), 2542 nucleotides long. RefSeq names its product testis expressed metallothionein like protein (gene tesmin). The coding region runs from base 221 to 1396 and encodes 391 amino acids. Gene Ontology annotation, biological process: regulation of DNA-templated transcription. The record is from RefSeq and is a predicted model, not a curated record. The transcript has 9 exons. Gene Ontology annotation, cellular component: nucleus. Lineage: Eukaryota; Metazoa; Chordata; Actinopteri; Siluriformes; Bagridae.
UUGUAUUUAUUCCUUACAAAGUCAACAGCACUACGCAUGCGCGAGCACGAGUUUCAGCAUUAUCACUACGCAUGCGCGAGUUUCCACCCUCUGGUCACAACGGGCUGUUUUUUCUUUAAUAAACAGUUUAAAUCUUGUACCAGAUUUGAACACGAAGUUCUUUCUAAGACUUCCACUGUCACAGGUUAAUAUUUCACAUAUCAGGGUUUCCACCUUCAGUAUGGAAGAAGGGAGUGUCUUUCCUGGACCGGAGUACUGCUGUGGAGAAGAUCUGAGCAGAAUCUCUAUGGUUCCUCUCUCUUUCGCCUAUACACCUUUCUCUAUCCAGAUCCCAAACAACUACAGUAACGUCAACCACUUGACUUCAUUUCAUCACCAACACGGCUCUGAGGCUGAGCAGACGUGUCCCUCUGUCUGGGACCAUGAUUUUAACACACAUGGAUUUUCCUGUCCACUUUGUUGUGACCCGUCCAGCUCACAUUUGUCCCCCUCUUCUCCCAUGUGUUGUUCUGAUGGCCUCCUUCCUCUCACUAGUCUGUAUAAGUACCAGAGUCCUAUGACUGCAUCACACGCCUGGACACCAUUUCGGUAUCACACGUCUACAGCAGAACUAUGUGACACUGUUAGCAGUAUAACCUCAGAAGAGGAGCAGAUCUUCUCCACCCAUGAGUCUAACAGUCACUGUAAUCAGAUGGAUUUAGGCCACAGUCAGGUUCAGCCCACAUUUUGUCCUGUACCUCCUGAUAUAGAGACAGUUGGACAAAACAAGGACAGCAUACGUUCCUUCUCAGAAAACUCUAAGAAGCCCUGCCACUGCACUAAAUCUAAGUGUUUAAAACUAUACUGUGACUGCUUCGCAAACGGAGAGACCUGCAGUGAAUGCAGCUGCAUUAACUGCUGCAACAACACGGAGCAUGCGACUGAUAGACACAGAGCCAUUAUGAUAUGUUUAGACAGAAACCCAGAUGCAUUUCGUUCUAAAUUCAACAGCAGCAUACAGGGGGUUACGAAAAGAAGUCACUCACGAGGCUGUAACUGCAAAAGCUCGGGCUGCUUGAAGAACUACUGCGAGUGUUACAAGGCUCAGAUCAUGUGCUCUUCUAUGUGUAAAUGUGUGAGCUGCAGUAACUACGGCACGAGUGAGGUGGAGAAGCAGAGCACAGUGGAGACGUCUACACACACCCACAACAACACAACACAAUGCACAGCUAAUUUGUCAUGUCUCACAGAUGCUGCAGUCGAAGCCACAUGUGGUUGUCUGCUGGCUCAGGCUGAGGAGGUGGAGAAAGAUGGACUCUCUCGAGUUCAGGCUGAGCGAGUGACCCUGGAGGAGUUUGGAUACUGUCUAACACAGAUAGUACACUUCAUGUUCAAACACACACAGUUAGAGCUGUGAUACACACACACACACACACACAGUUAGUGCUGUGAUACACACACAUGCAGUUAGUGCUGUGAUACACACACAUAGAGUUAUAGCUGUGAUACACACACACAGUUAGUGCUGUGAUGCACACACAUGCAGUUAGUGCAGUGAUACACACAUAUACACACACAGAGUUAGAGCUGUGAUACACACACAUACACACAGAGUUAGAGCUGUGAUAUACACACACACACACAUACACACACAGUUAGUGCAGUGAUACACACGCACAUACACAGUUAGAGCGGUGACAUACACACACAUACACACACAGAGUUAGAGCUGUGAUACACACACACACAUACACACAGAGUUAGAGCUGUGAUACACACACACAUACACACAGAGUUAGAGCUGUGAUACACACACACACAUAAAAACAGAGUUAGAGCUGUGAUAAACACACACAUACACACACAGUUAGAGCUGUGACAUACAUACACACACACACACACACACACACAGUUAGAGCUGUGACAUACACACACAUACACACACACAGAGUUGUGUGAUACACUAUAGGGAACAUGUGUAAAAUCUUUUAGAUCAUAUAUUUAUGUAAAGUAUAAAUAUUUCACAAGUAUGAAUAUUGUUUAUGUUUAUUUCACAUUUUUUAACAAUUAUUUUUAUCUUGUUUUUUAUAUUUUGUCAUUAGAUUUUUAUCCCAUAUCUUUGAGUAUUUGUGUUAAACAUAUGAUUGUAACUUAAUAUAUUUCAGUUUAAACUUGAUUUUUAAUGUUAACAGAAUUUAUACAUUAUUGUUUUUGUACUUGUAAUAAACAGUUCUGUUAAAACGACCCAUAUAUAAAUAUAUAGAUUUGUUCCAGUGUUUAAGUUGAUAGUGUUCAGUGUGUGAAUGUUAUUUUCAUGGUUGUUUGUUUGCUGCUGUAUUUAAUUGAUCCAGGUAUUUAAUUAUAUUGUGCAUUAGAUUUAUUUUCUCGGUCUGAAUCCUUGUUGUUUAUAAGCAGUGCAGUGACGUUGAACUGUUGGCCUUUUUUUAUUUAACACUGUAUGUAGUUUAACAUCUGAGGGAAGCUUCUUAGUGCUUAUUAUCUUUGUUAUUAUUGAAACGUCUUAACGUUUAUUUUAAAUAAAUGUCACUUGUUUUAUUCUGCA